AUGCCUGCCACUGAGGAAGAGAUUGCUUGGUUUCGCUCCACAUUUCAUCCCGUCCCGAGACCUGCCUUACCAGAUGACUGCAUCGAGUAUUCCCUGUACAUAACCUCGCCCUCACUGGACCCGAGCCAUGACUCUGAAUUGCGACUGCGGCUGCGGGAGGUACAGAAGUAUGCAACAGACCUUCAUCGACAGUACCUGAAAGAUUAUAUCUGGCAGCGCCAAGGGUUCUCCCUUGAGCUGAAUAAAGAGGAUGGAUUAAGUUUCUUGCGUGGACAGACCGAAUAUGGUGACUCUGUGGAAGACGAAUGGGUCAUAGUCUGGCUUCUGAGGGAGCUGACCAAAAAAUUCAACGAUCUAUGGGUCAAAGUCAAAGACAGCGAUGGCGAGUUCCUCCUCAUCGAAGCCUCUGGGACUUUGCCCUCGUGGCUGGAGCCAGAUGUCGCUGAGAACCGUGUCUGGAUCCAUGAUGGGCAGUUGAAAAUUAUUAAACCGGCUAGCGCUUCAAGAAGUUCGAAGCGGACAGAGGAGAAGUUGUCGCUUUCGCAAGCCAGGGAAAUCAUCUUGAAUGAGCCUAGGAGGUUGAUGCACUCGAUAAGCAUGGAAGAGGAAGCAUUCUUUCGGCUGCGCAAUUAUCCCUCUCAGAUUUCAGAAAACAUGCAUCAUGCGUUGAUAACGAUACCGCGGAAACUUGCAUACUUACUUCAUCAGAAGCCGGCCUACAUUGCGCCGGCAGUAGAGGCAUUCUACCUCAGAGAUCCGAUCGCGCUCAAACCUUUGCAAAACAAAGACAACAAGGGCAAGCUGGUCUUCGCCCCCGAAGAUUUGGCCACAGUGAGCGUCAAAUUUCCUCGUGUGGCAUUCGCGCAAGUCAAGUCCCAAGAAUUCCCGCCCCCUGCCGCCUUUGUCGAUGCGAUGCCAUCAGGGACGGAUUCAAAGGCGCAUGUUCACGCUGAAAUCGGGAUGAAAGUCACAUGUGGAUUCGAAAUACUGAUCUCGGAUUCUCAAUACCAAGAUCGACCAGCUGUGCGCGAAAUGAAAAUGCUCCUGGAUGAUCUGGAUGCAGGGGAUGAGGCCCUACCAUCAGACUCUGACAUAGCAACUUGGAGCAAGCAAGAGGAUGAUGAAAAGUGGCUCGACAUCAGCUUCGAUGAUCUUGAGGAUGAGCUCGGUGGGCGGAAAGGCCAAUCAGGAGGAACAGGCAAGAAGACUGGCUUUGGUGACAAGGCGGCGCAAGAGAAUCUACAGAGAAUCGUUAAACAAUUUGAGGAAUUUUUGAAUGACGACAAAGCCGGUCCAGACGGCGCGGGAUUGUUUGGUGAUGACAGCGAUGAUGACGAGCCCGACGAUGAUGAUGAAUCUGAGGACGACGAAGGCGAGGAUAAAGAGGCCAGCUUUGGCGAAGACGAAUUUAGCAAAAUGAUGCAGGAGAUGAUGGGCAUGCCGCCAGAGGUCAUGAGGGAGAUCAUGUCGGGAGAACUUGGCCCAGGGGCUCAUGAUCCGGCCCAUCGAUCCGCACUGAGGCCGCCUGCAACAGAGACAGGCUCUGCUCAAGCUUGGGACGGGACCAAUGAUGACGAGGCAGAAAGUGGCGCGGACUUGCACGCCUUCAUGAAAGAGAUGGAGGCAGAGCUUCGAGGGCACGGCGCCCUAGACCUCGGGUCCUCCUCAUCUGCCACCAAGCAGAGAGCGAUCACAAAGCCUACACUCAAAGCUGGGAAGCAGAAGGGGGACGAAGAUGAAGUCUACGAGUUGUCCUCAGACGAUGACAUCGACAACGAAAUCGACGUCAACCUGGCGAGGAACCUCUUGGAGAGUCUCAAGGCGCAGGCUGGCAACGCGGGACCUGGGGGCAAUCUCAUGGGACUGAUGGGUUUGCGAAUGCCAAAGGAUGAGCCAGAUGAUAGCGAUGACGAUGACAAUCAGGCUGGACCCAGCGGAACACAGGGCAUGACGGGCGGUAUCCCGCGGAUUGAGGAGCUGAAGUAG
Molecule: messenger RNA, 1986 nt
Organism: Fonsecaea nubica
Lineage: Eukaryota; Fungi; Ascomycota; Eurotiomycetes; Chaetothyriales; Herpotrichiellaceae
Exons: 2
Coding region: 1-1986 (661 amino acids)
Cellular component (GO): nucleus
Source: RefSeq, a predicted model, not a curated record